GAGAUUACUAUUAUCCCUAAACCUAGGAAGCUAGAGAAGGUGUAUACUAUAUAUAAAGGCUAUAAACCUAUCUUCCUACUCUCUUAUAUAGGCAAAGGCCUUAAGAAACUCUUAGCUAAAAGAGUUUCCCUCCUGGUAAUAGAAUAUAAAAUACUACUAGAAUAA
This is a messenger RNA of Trichoderma harzianum CBS 226.95, 165 nucleotides long. RefSeq lists its product as hypothetical. The record is from RefSeq and is a predicted model, not a curated record. NCBI's taxonomy places the organism in Eukaryota, Fungi, Ascomycota, Sordariomycetes, Hypocreales, Hypocreaceae. The annotation marks the transcript as partial. The transcript has a single exon.